Necator americanus (New World hookworm) is the source of this 1839-nucleotide messenger RNA. RefSeq lists its product as uncharacterized. The record is from RefSeq and is a predicted model, not a curated record. NCBI's taxonomy places the organism in Eukaryota, Metazoa, Nematoda, Chromadorea, Rhabditida, Ancylostomatidae. The transcript has 5 exons. Gene Ontology annotation, cellular component: dendrite; plasma membrane. Bases 1 to 1839 code for a protein of 612 amino acids. Gene Ontology annotation, molecular function: serotonin binding; G protein-coupled serotonin receptor activity; neurotransmitter receptor activity. Gene Ontology annotation, biological process: G protein-coupled receptor signaling pathway, coupled to cyclic nucleotide second messenger; serotonin receptor signaling pathway; chemical synaptic transmission.
AUGUCGCAAUGGAGCUUCUCAGCUGUACGAGUACAUCUGUCCGCUGGCGGUACAACCGCUAUCACAUCGGCACGUGUUGGUGCGGGAAAUCAUACACCGAAUGUGCUCGCGUUACUUUUGUUACCGAUAUUAUGCCUUGUCGGUCUUAUUGGGAAUGCAAUGGUUUGUAUUGCUAUCGCAACUGAUCGACGUCUACAUAAUGUCACAAACUACUUCUUAUUUUCACUUGCAUUAGCCGAUCUACUCGUAUGCUUACUUGUUAUGCCACUAAGUAUUAUCGUCGAAGUUAAACAUGGAGUGUGGACAUGGAACGUCUCCUUAUGUCUGCUCUAUGUCUAUGCAGAUGUAUUUCUAUGUAGUGCUAGUAUUGUUCAUAUGUCGGUGAUCUCGUUGGAUCGAUAUCUUGGGAUAUCACAACCGUUACGUACACGUAAUAAAUCGAAGACAAUGAUUAUUGUGAAGAUAUGCCUUGUCUGGAUCAUCACACUCAUCAUUUCAUGCCCGAUUGCCGUACUCGCCUCAUAUGAUCAUACAAAUAUUCUACAGAAUAAUUCAUGUAUGAUAUUCAGUCGACAUUAUAUUAUCUACGGUUCAACGCUAACAUUUUUAAUACCGUUUUGUGUGAUGUUUGUUACGUAUUUACGGACGACAACAUUAUUGAAUAAGCAAGCAUCAAUACUAAGUCAAAAGGCUAACGAUAAAUUAAAUGGGAAUGGUUUACGUCGUACGAUGCCACAUCGUAAACUUGGACAUGUACGAACAAAUUCAAGUUCAACAGCGGCUACAUUUACUAGUAGUACAUAUAAGUCAAGUAUAAAUGGUCCUAAAACAAGCACAGUCAGCUAUUCGAACGGCUAUCAUAAUUCAGUCGUAGAGUUGGAAGCGCCAUCACAUAUACCGAAAAACGCUUCCAUACUAGGACAUAAAUCAAUCGCUAAACGAUCCACCAUUAAUCGUUGGAAAUCGAGAACUUCCAGCUAUUUAUCGAAUAUUGCACUACGAGUCGGCAGAAGGAACUCAUUACAGGCAGCAAGUCAGGAAUUAGCAAAUGAACAUAAAGCAACACGUGUCCUUGCUGUAGUAUUCAUAUGUUUCUUUAUUUGUUGGACACCAUUUUUUGUUGCGAAUUUUAUUGUUGGAUUUUGUGGUGCAUUAUGUACAAUGCCACCAUGGCUUGGUUCCGUGUUUUUAUGGCUUGGAUAUAUAUCAAGUACCGUGAAUCCGAUUAUUUAUACGGUAUUUAACAAACGUUUUCGUCAAGCAUUCGUACGAAUUUUACGUUGUCAAUGUUGUCAUACGAUACGUGAUCCAUCAUCACAUUAUUCACGUAAUUAUACGACAAUUGCACCGGAUACUUUCACUUGUUCCAAUCAUGAUCGGGAUCGACAAACAUCCGUGAAUUAUCGGGAUGAUUCGACUGAAAGUAUGCGACAGGGAAGUGGACGAUUUAGGCGUCAAAAUAGUGUUAUGGAUGAAAGUAAGAAGACAUCGUUACCAAAUCUACAAACAAGCCGUACUAUGACACCGUUUCCAAGUGUUCGCGAUUCGCGUGCGACAACUGAGGAAGCAAGUGAUGAGGAUGGGACAAAUGAACAACGACCACUUCUACCACAACCACGUAUAACAACAAUGCGUAAAUCGCUCACAACAUUGCUCAACACGUCCACAACGUCCACGUUCACGAAAUCCACAUCAAUGUGUGCAGAAUGUCGUCGUGAUGGAAUGUUUCACCCAUCCGAUACGGAUGAUACAAUGACAUCAUCAACAAGUAGUUGUCCACGUCAUUUAACGCUUUUCUCUUCCACAUUCGGUAAAUCAAUUAAGGAAACAUUUUUAUAA